AUGGACACAGAGGCCGCCCCGGAGACCCACUUAUCUCCAACCUCAAUUGACACCUGCAUGUCGGCCAUCGACAACAUCCUUCCUGCUGCAACGUGUGACCACUCCCGCAGCGCCCGCCCGAACACCAACGCAAUCGGUCUAUCGAAGACUCUCACGACCCAUUGCAACCGUUCAAAUACCUCGCGCCGCAAUGGCGCACAAUCCAGCAAGCGAACUCGCCUCCGCAAUCCAAUCCACGCACAUCGUUCGCAACCCAUCUCCCAUCACGACGUCAACCCGUCCACAGCCGCCAGCCGCCUCGUACCAGCCGAACUUCCACCCUCACCAGACUCCUCGGACAUCGAUGCAGCAGACAUCUCUGAAACAUCAGAAAUCCCCAGCGACAUCCUCCAACCCACACCCCAACCUAGAUCCCGGAGAAAAAGCUUCCCACCACUGCCAGACAUGCGCUUCGAACAGAGCUACCUCGCCAGCAUCAAAAACGCACAAACCAACACGCAAAUAGCGAUAAUAACGGUGAGGGAUCAACUGCUGUUGCCAUUACUGCAGGGGACGCUGUGGAACUUCGCGCUGUUUGGGUGGAGACAUUGGAACCGGGGGAGUCAAUUCAAGGGGAGGCAUUGGGGCGCCGGGCUGAGGAGAUGGUGGUGGGGAGUCAAUAAUUGGAAGAUCCCUGGGGAUGGCAAAACGGGCAAGGUGGGCGGACUGGACAGAGCAGAGCAGUAUUAUGUGCAACGGGGCGGGAGUGCGUUGGGAGACUGA
Cyphellophora attinorum is the source of this 762-nucleotide messenger RNA. RefSeq lists its product as uncharacterized. The record is from RefSeq and is a predicted model, not a curated record. NCBI's taxonomy places the organism in Eukaryota, Fungi, Ascomycota, Eurotiomycetes, Chaetothyriales, Cyphellophoraceae. Gene Ontology annotation, biological process: mitophagy. Gene Ontology annotation, molecular function: mitochondrion autophagosome adaptor activity. The coding region runs from base 1 to 762 and encodes 253 amino acids. The transcript has a single exon.